This is a messenger RNA of Fragaria vesca subsp. vesca, 1113 nucleotides long. RefSeq names its product F-box/kelch-repeat protein At3g06240-like. NCBI's taxonomy places the organism in Eukaryota, Viridiplantae, Streptophyta, Magnoliopsida, Rosales, Rosaceae. Gene Ontology annotation, molecular function: protein binding. The record is from RefSeq and is a predicted model, not a curated record. The transcript has a single exon. The coding region runs from base 1 to 1113 and encodes 370 amino acids.
AUGAGGCGAUUACAAACGGCGGCUUACUUGCCGGAAGAAUUGACGGUUAAAGUCCUGGAGAGGUUGCCGGUCAAAUCCCUAAUCCGGUUCACCUCCGUUUCUAAACGCUGGCGCUUCAUCAUAUUGUCCGACCCCGAAUUCGCGAAAUCCCAGUUCCAAAUCGCUUCUCAGCACCAAACCUUCCGUCACAGAGCCCUCGUCUCCACCUCCAACGAAACUGAGAUUGAAUCCCAUAACUUGUUGUCUUCCUCAUCGCCAAAGCUUAGGUGCCCGUUCAUUCUGCCCCGGACUGCUGUCAAGUUAAUUUGCUCCUGCAAUGGUUUGGUUUGUGCACUGCUUCUUCCACUAAAGCACUUCUACAUCUGGAACCCAUCAACUGGCUUCUUCUCUAAGUUACCUGAACCUGUUGGUUACCCCUUAAAGAAUCGAUCCCUGUUCAUCUGUGGGUUUGGCUAUUUGUCGGCCUCUGACGAUUACAAACUUAUCGCCAAACUUAAAGACGAUAUGUUUGGUGAUGGGUAUGACUAUGAUUAUUAUUUUGAUGUCGUCGUGGUGAUGCUUAUCUUCUCAUCUAAAGCCAACAGUUGGAAAAGAACAGAAGCCCCUGUCGGUUAUCACUUCAAUGGUGCUGGGAUUCUUUCAAAUGAGGUGGUUCAUUGGAUGGACAAGCGGAACGACAUGGCCAUCGUUGCGUUUGAUCUAGCAGAGGAGGAGUUCCGGGGAAUGCCGCUGCCAGUUGUAGAUGGUGGUGAGCUUGGAUUUCUCCGGGCUUAUGGAGACAGUCUGUGUGUAUUCGAUCUUGCAAAGGUUUGUACUUCGUGCUCCAUUGAUAUGUGGGUGAUGAAGGAAUACGGCGUGGAUGACUCAUGGAUGAAGCUAUUUAAGUUGAAGAUUUCCAAUCAGCCUGAGAAUAUAAAGGGGUUACGGCCAAACUUGGUAUUGGAAACUACCACAUUUCUGCAAAAGAGAACUGUAGACAGUGAUGGGCGGAGUGUGAUCGAGGUGAUAAGGAGCGGUCAUACUAAAGAGGAGCUUCAUUCGUUUGUGUUAAGCAUGAAUGCAAAAUUCAUGGAAAUGAUUGAAUAUGAAGAGACUCUACUUCGGCUUGGUUAG